Molecule: messenger RNA, 1429 nt
Organism: Suricata suricatta (meerkat)
Lineage: Eukaryota; Metazoa; Chordata; Mammalia; Carnivora; Herpestidae
Gene: TMEM80
Product: transmembrane protein 80
Biological process (GO): non-motile cilium assembly
Cellular component (GO): ciliary transition zone
Source: RefSeq, a predicted model, not a curated record
GAGGCCGCCCGAAGCUGCCAGCGGAGCCGAGCCGAGCCUGCCCGAAGCCUCCGGCGCCGGGGAGCCGAGGCUGCCCGAACAGGGGCCGAACCGGCACGAAGCGGCCCAGUCGAGCCCCGCCGACCGCCAAGAGUCCCGGAACCGAGGAGGGCCGAAGCGGCCCGAAGUGCGGAGCCGAGUCUGUCCGAACUAGUCCGAGGCAGCACGAAGGCUUCCGAGCGGCCCUGCGCUACCCCCUCUUCAGCGCCUAGGAGGCCGCGCCACCCGUCGUUCCCCGCAACAGGGUCGCCGACUAUAGGGCGGAAUCUCGCCAGCCUCCGACGCAGCGCGGCCGGGCCAAGAGAACCUUUCGUCGCAGGCUCCGCCCGCCCCCGCCUCGAGCGGGAGCCGAGUCGGUCCGAGGUGAGGCCGAACAGAGCCGAAAGUUGCCGAGCCCGAAUACUCCCGAGCCUCGGCUCUCCGCCUUCCCCAGUACGAAAGUGCCCGAGCGCUGCCGGACGGGUUGAUCGGGGCCUCGGCCGCGGAUCGGAAGCGCUGGGCGGUCGGGCGCCUUCGGGAGCAGAAGCGAAAAUGGCCGAAGGGCCGCGAAUAGAGGAGCCGAGAGACUGCCGGGAUCGCGGCGGACUAUGGGCGGGGCCGGGCGGCAAGAUGGCUGCCGCGCGGCGAGGGAGAGCUUCGUCGGCGGUGCUCUCCUCCGUCUCACUGCAAGUGCUGCUCUACCUGAGUGCGGCGUAUUACGCCCUGUACUUCCUGGCUACGCUCCUGAUGAUCGGAUAUAAAAGCCAGGUUUUCAGUUAUCCUCGCCCUUACCUGGCCCUCGACCUGACUCUGCUGUUUCUGAUGGGGAUUCUGGAAGCAGGCCGGCUGUACCUGGGCACCAAGGGCAACCUGAUGGAGGCUGAGGUGCCGCUGGCCAGCAGCCUGGUCCUCACGGCGGGCGGCGCCCUGCUGUCCACCUACUUCCUGCUCUGGCAGACCCUGGUGCUGCGGGCAGACUCCAUCCUCAGUGCCACGCUCCUGGCCCUCCAUGGCCUGGAGGCCGUCCUGCAGCUGGUGGCCAUUGCUGCGUUUGUCAGCUAGGGCUCCCGAAGGAGGGCUGAAACCCUGGCACUGACGGGAAGGAGGCAGGGAAUGGGCUGGCGGCAGAGAGCCGCCUUCCAGUGCCCCAGCCUGGGGCCUCAACGUCCCCACAUCCAAGCCUCGGUCAUUAAAAUACCGGGGACGUUUGCACUCCGAUCCACACAUUCUGUUUGUGAGUUUUUCCCCAGUCACAGAUUGUAAGGGCUCCAGAAGGACCCUGAGCUCCUGCUUUCCGGCCCCUUCACUUGUUGGUACUGCGUACCAUCCACGUCGGGAGUAACAUGUUCGGAUAUCUGGAUAUUUUCUCUUUACUGUUUUGUGGAAAUAAAUGUUUAUACCUCACUGAGUU